CACACCCACGAAUAUUCCCCUUCUUCUCCUUCUUGAUCCCCUCCCUUUCCCUCUGGUUUCUUUUCAAGUCCUAAAAAAAAAAACGCAAAAAGGCCCAAAAAAAAAAAAAAAAAAAAAAAAAACCAAAACCUCGGUAGGUAAUAGAUUCCGUACCUCGACCGCGCCAUGGCCACGGAGUUCGACGACUCCGAGUGGAUCCUCGCCGACGCCGACGACGAUGACGGCGACGGCGACGGCGACUGGGUCGUCACCGAUGGCGAUGAGGGCUCCGUCUCCGGCGUCUUCUUACCCUCCCCCUCAAAACCCCUCCUCCACCGAGGCGGCCGCGGCGGCGCCGCCGCCGCCACCUUCGCCGCAUUCGGUCGCCGCUCGCUCCCCAUCCCCGACCCUUCCCUCUCCUUCCUCCCCCCCUCCCUCUCCGUCGCCUCCUCCUCCCGUGGCCUCCUCCUCCUCCGGGGUCCCUGGUCGUCUUACUACGUCUGCAACCCCGCCAACGCCCAAUGGGGCCCCGUCCCCCGCCCGCCGCGGCCCCAUUCCCUCGCCUCCCCUCCCCCUGACCUCGCCCUCGUCGCCGACCCCUCCCCGUCCCCCCACUUCCACCUCGUCUGCGCCUUCCGAACCCUAGACGGCGAGUACCGCUUCGAGACCUUCUCUUCCGCCGCCGGGGGGUGGCGCUCCUCCUCCGCCGCCCCCGUCUCCGCCCUCGUCCCCGGCUCCGCCGUCGCCGCCGCCGGCGCCGCCUACUGGAGGACCUCCAAGCCGGAGAUCCUCGCCUUCGACCCGGUCUCCGGCGCCGCCCGCCUCCUCCCGGCCCCGCCGGGGUGCGGCGACUGCGGCGCGCGGUGGCAGCUCGGCGAGGCCGCGGGACGGCUCUGCUGCGCGCGCGUGGCGCGCGCCGCCGUGGAUCUCCUCGCCCUCGGCCCCUCCGAUCGCUGGGACCUCCUCGGAUCCUACGCCCUCUCGAUCGCCGGAGAGGGCGGAGACGAGGCGACGGGGCUCAGCAGCGGCAUUGGAGGGCCGGAGCCAUUGGUUUGCAGAGAGGCGCCGCGGCCGCUGCGGUUUGAGAGCGGGAACCUCGAGGUGGUGCUGUGGGUGGACGGCCGGAUCGUGGCGGUCGACCUCAAGGCCGGAUGUCUGAGGCCGCUCCGGUUCGAGGGGGUCGCACCAGAUUCGGAGGGGGACUACGUGGCGUACGUCAACACCCUCGGUCCGGCCGUCCCCGGCGGCGCCUAGACGAAUCCCGCAGUGAGAAUUGCUUCUCCUUUCUUUAUGUCUCUUCUAUCCGUUAUAUAGUUUCACCAUCUUACAUGAUUCUUGGGCACUCUUUAGGAGUUUAUUGUUGGUUGCCCUUAUAUGCCCUUUAGUGAACUCUUUAACUUGUAGGCAUUGAUAUGUGAAUAAAUAAAUAAAAGAAGAAGUUGGGUUUUA
Molecule: messenger RNA, 1428 nt
Organism: Ananas comosus (pineapple)
Lineage: Eukaryota; Viridiplantae; Streptophyta; Magnoliopsida; Poales; Bromeliaceae
Exons: 1
Coding region: 166-1233 (355 amino acids)
Source: RefSeq, a predicted model, not a curated record